AUGUCGCAGUACAUUGGCCUUGGCCUCAACCGAAGCAACUCGAAUAGAUUUGCGGAUCGAUCAACAUCUACCCUCAAGGGGGUGGAUCGGCGCAUCAAGGGCCUAGAGCAGCAAAUCAAUAUCAAGGACCGACAGUUGGAAGAGCAAAACGCCGAGCUGUUAAGGAGGGCGACUGAUCUGGAGCGAAAACAUCUCGAGAUUCAAGAGCUCUCACAGUAUGCUAAAAAGUGGGACGAGUUCAAGGCCUUCAUGGACACGGCUCUUGCAAGCACCACGGCCAUCGAGAACCGGACCCUGAGAAGUGACAUGGACAACCUCCAUGCAAAAUAUCGGGUCCUACAAAAGCGCCUGAAGCAAGCCGAAGACGACCUACAAGAGGCCCAUGUGGAACAGGCCAAAGCAGCUGAAUCACUCCGGGACGUCCAGGCCAGCGCAUUCCGCUUCCAGGACCAACCGGAGUGGGCUCGGGAAUCAGACGAGGCUAUUCGCGCAAAGUUAACCAAUUUGGAGCGUGAAGCCCGAGGAUGGUGCAGUCGCAAUUCUGUUCAGGCGCUUUCUACCAUCCGGGCAUCCCCUGCACAACUGGAAACUGAUUGGCAGCACGUCAUGCGCUUUGACGAAGAGACAUUCACCCGCAAUGAUGAACACCUGCCACGUCUGCUUCUGUCUGCCUUGUUGAUGGACUAUAUUUACAGUCGCAUCUUCGCCAAGCCGUUGUUCUUUCUCCGCUGGCGUGUCGCACCAGAGGAGCCCUCCUCCGCCGUGGCUGGGCCCGGGCGCCAACUACACGAACCACUCGCAGGGAUGCUGGAUGAAAUGACCCAGGGGAACCUGGAGGGCAGUCAUGCCUGGCGCGCUCACCUGUUAAGGCUGUUGGACCCCAACCCGCGCAGCGAUCAGCCCGAGCGCCCGUUCCUCGAAGCAACCAAAAGGCGCACCGAGGAGGCUCGUGAAAAGGCAGCCAGCCAGAUCAUGCAUGAUUUCUUGGGCUCCUCCGCGGCAUUCCUGUUGAACCCCAGCCCCAUCGACGGACGCACAUUGGCGGAGCUGCAGCAUGUCUUCAGCACAGCCGCUCACCUCGCCUACAAACUAUGGCUGCGAAAAAGCUAUCUCUCCUGUACCUCGAUUGAGAGUAUCCCAGUGUACCGACAUGAUCUCCAGCUCAAGGCCCACUCCCUGCACAAUGUCCAGUUAGACGCCAACGAGAAGGCCUUGGAUGGUGUGCCCGUGCGCAUCGUCACGCAUCCAGGGGUUCUGGUGACUGGCAACAGCGAUGGAUCCAACUAUGACGUGUGUCGUGUUUGGAAAGAGCCUGUGGUGUGGAUGGGUUAG
Messenger RNA from Penicillium canariense, 1332 nucleotides. RefSeq lists its product as uncharacterized. The transcript is spliced from 2 exons. NCBI's taxonomy places the organism in Eukaryota, Fungi, Ascomycota, Eurotiomycetes, Eurotiales, Aspergillaceae. Bases 1 to 1332 code for a protein of 443 amino acids. The record is from RefSeq and is a predicted model, not a curated record.